Molecule: messenger RNA, 1964 nt
Organism: Cryptococcus deneoformans JEC21
Lineage: Eukaryota; Fungi; Basidiomycota; Tremellomycetes; Tremellales; Cryptococcaceae
Product: expressed protein
Exons: 9
Coding region: 58-1893 (611 amino acids)
Source: RefSeq, a predicted model, not a curated record
AGUCUAUAGAUCUUUUCAGGCAACACCUGCUUACAGCCCUCGCAGAUUUACCUGAACAUGCCUAUUUGUCCUGUCUGUGACUCAUCGAUAGACGCCGAUCAAGCAGCUUUCGAACAUCAUGUAAACAACCAUUUUGUCGAGAGCGCAGGAACGAGCAGUAUUGGGAAAGAGACGUCGAAAGAAGGGAGUAUGAAGAGAGGGCGUGAAGAGUCUUUAGUAGCUCCCGAGCUUGACAUAUGCCCUGCCUGCGAUUUCCCUCUAUCAUUUCUAACCCCGAUCGAGAGCCAAACUCACCUCGCAACAUGUCUUUCUGGCCAAGAGAUAGAAGAUGAUGUGGAGUUCGAUUAUUCCUCAAUAGAUAUUACAGCGCAACAGCAGAGGGACAAUGAUGUAAUUGAUAAGGAAUGGGACGGACCUGCUAGACCUGGAAAGUGGACAGGAUGGGUCGGCAGGAAGGUCGAGAAAGGUGACCGUUGGUGGGAUCCCCUUAAUGGGUCAACGGUUCCUAGUGAAUUACCCAGCAACUUUUCGCCUGGCGUGAUAAUUAUAUUAGCCGCGGCACUUCGCACAUCAGCUCACCAAGGGAAAACACGGCGGGCUGUACUAUGUCGGGAUACUGCUCAUAUCAAGGGCGUAUGGAAAUUUGAUCUUGGUUGGGGUUGUGGGUAUCGCAAUGCAUUGAUGUCCCUUACUUCUCUCCUCUCUGUACCCUCGUACGCCCCUCUGUUCUCUAAAUCCAUAAACGGCGCCGAGCCAGGGGUGAGAAGAGUUCAAGGAUGGAUAGAGGAAGCGUGGGAAGAAGGAUACGACCCGGAGGGAAAACAACAAUUGGGUGGGACGGUAUUGGGGAGGCGGAAAUGGAUCGGGCCGAGUGAUUUGUAUGCCAUGUUCACUUACAAGGGAAUACCGUGUAUUAUAUGUCAGUAUUGCCAUUUCUUAUCCGUGUUUGGAGGAUUAACUCGAUCAUCAGAUGAUUUCCCAAAACCCCCAAGUGCCAAAGAUGAUAGUAAAGCUGCCUAUGCCCGGUUACAACAAUGGGUUAAAGAUUAUUUUAAUGAAAGCACAGAGAGUCCGUCAAAUGGAUCGGCGUUUGACGUCCUUAUGCGUUCGGGUGAGAACGGCUCCGGGAGAGGAGAAGUUGUCAGAGUGUCGAUUAAAUUCCCACUUAUUCUUCAGCAUUCUGGUCACUCAAGAACAAUUGUCGGUUACGAAGAAAACGCGCGAGGAGAUGUCAAUCUUUUGCUCUUUGAUCCUGGAAAAACGAUGCCCAAAGAUAUCCGCAACGCCGCUCUCACCCAUCUCGCCAAAUCACGAGCCCAAGCGUUACCGCUUAUAAAUACUUCCCUCUCUACAUCGGGCAACGAUAACGCAGGCAACGAUGAACGGUCAAGGCGGCCAGGAGGUUUGAGGAAAAAAUCGUCUUCCCAAUCACAGCUAGAAAAGACGCAUGAGAGCGUGCCGUUUUCUCCGCCUUUUACGAAUGGGAGGGCUGAAGUCAUAUAUGAUGUCGAUAGGGAUAAGAACACGAGUGGGGUUGAGAGUCAAACAGUUGAACAUUUGCGUGGUGGUGCUCAAGAUGGCUCGGACCAAGGUGGAAAAUCACCAAGUACAGCUAUACCCAUCGAAGACGACGAAGAGAUCACUCCUUCUGGCUGGGUUCGUAAGAAACGCGCACUCAAAUCAAAGAUCUCCUCUCCUUCUUCCACAUCCAGAACCUUAAUUGACCCGACUUCCCCUACGCAGGCGAUAAAGACGCUCAAUCACUUUCGGGUCAAUUUGGGGAACUUGUCAAAGCAUACGCAGUAUCAGAUAUUGAUGUUUACCGGCGGGCCGGUAUUGAGUGAUAGUGAAAAGGAGAGAAGAAAGAUUGUUAGUAGUACAGUCAUAAGAUAAUGAGCUCCAAGCCCAAAUCCGGAAUGUUAUAUAUAUAUAUAUUUGUAGCGCAUAUGUAUGUUUAUAUUGGG